Messenger RNA from Juglans microcarpa x Juglans regia, 1637 nucleotides. RefSeq lists its product as uncharacterized. The transcript is spliced from 7 exons. Bases 24 to 1268 code for a protein of 414 amino acids. Gene Ontology annotation, molecular function: RNA binding. Gene Ontology annotation, biological process: tRNA modification. The record is from RefSeq and is a predicted model, not a curated record. Lineage: Eukaryota; Viridiplantae; Streptophyta; Magnoliopsida; Fagales; Juglandaceae.
UUCCGAUAGGUCAUUUUGCCUCAAUGGCAGAAAUAGAAGCAGUAGGAGAAGAAGAGCAGAGAGCGAAAGAGACAGCAACCGAGGUGCAUAGCAGUUGUAUAGUUGAUGAUCAUGAGGAGAAGAAGAAGAGCAUGACACCGUGGGAGCAGCACUCGUGUGUAAUCAGCAUCCCUCGCUUCGACUACAAUGCUCCCUUUUCGCUUCUCUGCAACUCCCAUUCCGGCUUCCUUAUCACCUGCACCAUCAAGAGGGAGAAAAGUGCCACCAAAGAAGCAUUGUCUAUCCUUGAAAAGGUUUCCCUCCUACACUUGUCUUUUUCUUUAUCGUGCUCUCUCUCUCUCUCUCUCCUCGUCUUCAAAGAGCAUAUCAAAUGCAUAAUUGCAUGCAAACCAACCAUACGCUAUAAUGAAGUUGUAAACGAACCAUAUUUUAAGUACGUAGGGUCCUUUGCUAAUGGCAGCUCUGAAAUUUUGGAGAAACCAGAUGAUAAUGGUGUUAGUAAGAGGAGGAAAAUAUGCACGGACUAUCUAGAUAGGGAAAGUAUCAACAAUGGGGAAAGCAACACUGCUUCCAAUAACUCUGGGGACAAUAGCAGUAAUUGUAAACCGUCAAAAGGCAUAUGUUCUUCUCCUGCAAGGGUGGAUAUAAAUCUUGAGGAAGGUCCCAUUCUUUCACUAGUUAAGCUGACUAGGAGUGGUUUGCUUCUAUUUACCUUCCCCAGAAACAGUGCAGCUGACACUGUUAGGACUGUAUCAAAUAUUAUGGAUUCUUUUGAAUCUGGGACUUCAAAAUCACCUCUCUGGUGUCAUCGUAUUUUCCCCAUCCAAGCAACAUGUACUUUAAAUGAGAAGGAACUGCAAGCAGUUGUGUCAAAGCUUGUUCUUCAGUUUCUGAAUGACAAACAGCAGGAACUUGCACAUCCUGUAAAGUUUGCAGUUGGAUAUAAUACAAGAGGAAUCAAGGAGACCGAGAUGAAGAUUCUGAAAGAUACUUCAAAUGGCUCCAAUGCAUUUGCCUUGUUGGACCGUAACAAAUGCUUUUCCGUUGUGGCUGCUGCAGUGAAAAAUGCUGCAUCAGAUUCAGUUGUAGAUCUCAAAUCACCAGCGUUAUCUGUUCUUGUUGAGCUGCUACCUCUUUCUGGAGUGCCCAAUGGGGAAUUAGUGGUUGCUGUCUCAGUUCUCCCGCGAAAGCUUGUUAAUACUAAACCACGGCUCUGCAUCAAGGCUCUGGUUUCUGAUGUCAAAGCGAGGGAUGAUGGAAGGCAUUAGAAAGAUUGUGGCCUACAACAUUUUAUUUUUUCACAAUUUUGGGUCAAAAUUAAGAUGAUCUAUUUCUUCUUACUGUGAAACACUGCUCUAUUAUUGGCUCAACGAGUUUUUGGCAUUCUUCGUACUAUCGAUGAUUCUCUACCAUGGUUGGGUCAUAUUUCAAGGCUCAAAGAUGCCCCAGCAUUUGAGGUUUAAAGAUGCUAUGUAAGGCGAGAUUUUGCAGAACCGGUGUACGAGUUUGGUGUGUAGGCAGUGAUGUUUUAAAGGUUGGCCGAGUUAAUAAUCUAUGUUGUUGAUAGUGUAUUUUGUUUUAAUUAACAGUGAAUGUAUUCAUAAUCAGUCGAAAUAUGUUAAAAUCUUGAGUUUUUU